This is a messenger RNA of Letharia columbiana, 519 nucleotides long. RefSeq lists its product as uncharacterized. NCBI's taxonomy places the organism in Eukaryota, Fungi, Ascomycota, Lecanoromycetes, Lecanorales, Parmeliaceae. The record is from RefSeq and is a predicted model, not a curated record. Bases 1 to 519 code for a protein of 172 amino acids. The transcript is spliced from 3 exons.
AUGCCCCUCUACGAAAUCGAGCACAUAACCCCGCUCUCCUCCUCCCAAAAAGAUGCCCUAGCCCGCUCCAUCACCCAAAUCCACUCCCACCUCUUCACCACCCCCUCUCUGUUCGUCAACGUCCGCUUCACAGACACGGCAAGCCAUGAUGUGUACGUUGGCGGUAAGAAGAAAUCCGCCAACCGCAUCCUCGCGCACGUCCGCCCGGGCGGCGGCCGCUCCGUCGACGAUUUCAACACCCUCUGCGCUCGGAUCACGGAAUCGUGGGACCUUAUCAUCCUCGGCCGCGACGCCAAGGGCGACCGAGGUCGAGAUCGAGAGCUGCGCGCCGUUUUCAUCCUCGGGACUAUCGUUGCGGGAAGCGAGGCUGGGUUCGCGCUGCCGGCUGCGGGCGAGGAUAGGAAGUGGUUGAGGGAGAAUGUGGGGAAUUUUGAGCAGAGGGCGGAGGCUGGGGAUGGGGAAUUUGGGGAUCUGGUGGAAGAGAUGAGGAGGAGGGAGGAUUUGAAGGAGCUGUUGUAG